AUGUGGAUCUUAUGCUUACUAAUCCACGCUUUAGCAGACCAAAAAAGACAUGAUUAUUCCCCAAACGAAGAAGUGAUCCUUUGGUUUAAUAAAAUAGUACCGUUUAAUAACCCACAAGAAUCCUAUGCAUAUAAUAAACUGCCUCUGUGCAGAGGAGAGCGAAAAGAAAGGCUUUACUCCCUAGCAUUAGGAGAAGCUAUAGAAGGAUAUGAGCUAUAUGAUAGUGAAAUGGACAUCAAAUUUAUGAAUAAUAUACAAAUUCAGCCUUUUUGCAGUAAAAAUCUAAACCAUGAAGCUAUUACAAUAUUAGUUAAUGCAAUUAAGAGGAAUUUUUGGAUCCAAAUGUAUAUUGAUAACCUACCGUUUUGGUCUGAAAUAGGCAAAGAGGAUGAAAAUACGAAGGAUAUUUUUAUAUUUUCGCAUUAUGCUUUUAUUAUUUCAUAUAAUAAUUCCAAUAUUAUCAAAGUGCAAGUAAUGCCAGGAAAUCCUAUAAGGAUUUAUGAUAGUAAAAGAUCGAGCAGGGAUAUCACAGAUAUAAGCUUUACAUAUUCAGUAUCUUGGGUGCCAACUGAUAUUGAAUUUCGGCAUCGAUUUGACAGUUACUUAGAUCCAGGAUUUUUCGAAAAUAAUGUGCAUUGGUUUUCCAUUAUAAAUUCAUUUGUUCUGGUAAUUUUACUAUGCGGCAUAGUAAUGCUGAUUUUAUACAGGAUUUUAAAUAAAGAUAUAGAAAGAUAUGAGUCUCAAAGCGAUGAGCCAAUGGAUUUAGCUAUUUCCUCUGGCUGAAAACAAGUAGCAGGUGAUGUUUAUAGGCCUCCAGACUUACUAAUAUUUUUCACAAUUCUUUAUAGCACUGGUUGGAUGUUAGCUUGAUUGAUUGCCGAAUGCAUAAUUACAUGCAUCUUACAUCCAAUGUAUAGUGAAAGAGGAGAAUUUGCUGAGAUGAUGGUUGUUGCUUAUUCGCUUUUAGGAAUUAUAGGAGGCUUUCGAUGUGGGGAAUAUUAUUGCCGAAAUCAAGGGAAAAGAUGAAAAACGGCUAUGUUCUUUUCUGCGCUAUUAUAUCCUGCCUUUAUAGCGAUUAUAGGAUUGCUACUUAAUGCUAUUGCUGUGAUGUAUUCAUCAACGCAGGCAAUCCCUAUAGUAAGCAUGCUAGAAAUAUUGUCAUUGAUUUUAUUUGUGUAUUUGCCAUUAUUUAUAAUCGGAAGUUUAUUUGGAAGAAAAUAUAGGCUGAGGUAUCCAGCUAUCCAAAAAAUAAACUGUAUAUCAAUUCCAAUUUUAAAAGAAAAGAAAUGAUACAGUGAGCCUGCUUUUAUUUCUUUACUAGGAGGCUUGCUACCAUUUGGAAGCAUUUCAGUAGAAAUUUAUUUUAUUUUUACGUCAUUCUGGAAUUAUAAGUUUUAUUAUGUUUAUGGAUUUGCACUUGCGGGGUAUUUUUUGUUUAUUUUAUCAUUAAUUUGUGUUUCAAUAGUCGCAACUUAUAUUAUUUUGAACUCUGAAGACUAUAGGUGGCACUGGGUAAGCUUUAUAAGUUCUGGAAGUGUUGGAAUUUAUCUGUAUAUCUAUUCAAUUUAUUAUUAUUUCUUCAAAACAAGCAUGACUGGUCUUUUUCAAUUUUCAUUUUAUUUUGGAUACACUGGCUUAGCAAGUAUCACUGUGUUUUUAAUUGCUGGAGCAAUUGGACACACAGGUUCUCAAUAUUUCGUAAGAAAAAUAUACAACAAUAUAAAGUUUGAUUAG
Molecule: messenger RNA, 1734 nt
Organism: Blepharisma stoltei
Lineage: Eukaryota; Ciliophora; Heterotrichea; Heterotrichida; Blepharismidae
Source: the annotation of a GenBank genome assembly